UAAAUAGGCGAAUCAAAACUUGUUAAAUCAUAGUUUACAGAACUAGACUACAACAAAACCAUCAAAAUGUUCAAAGCUAUUGUAUUUGCUGCCAUUUUGGCCUUAGCCGUUGCUGCUCCAGAACCAAAACCAAAACCAGGAGUAAUUGCAACAUCUUACACUGCUGGAGUUGUUGGAACCCCAUAUUACACAGCCCCCGUUGUUUCUGCUUAUUCAUCCCCCGUUGUAUCUGCAUACUCAUCUCCAGUUGUAUCUGCAUACCCAUCUCCAGUUGUAUCUGCUUACAGAGCUCCAGUUGUAUCUACAUAUGGCGCAGUUCCAACUUAUGGACAUUCCGUGGUUGUAGCUUAAUUAAUUUUGUGACGAUUUGGCAAUUACACUUAAUUACGAAUAAAAUAAACAAUUUAAUUGUGAAAAAAUA
Molecule: messenger RNA, 421 nt
Organism: Onthophagus taurus
Lineage: Eukaryota; Metazoa; Arthropoda; Insecta; Coleoptera; Scarabaeidae
Product: neuropeptide-like 3
Source: RefSeq, a predicted model, not a curated record